Messenger RNA from Paramecium sonneborni, 1150 nucleotides. The record is from the annotation of a GenBank genome assembly. Lineage: Eukaryota; Ciliophora; Oligohymenophorea; Peniculida; Parameciidae.
AUGGGAUAAUAUAUUUCUUAAUUAUGCAAAUAUUUUAAAAAAGAUGCUCUUUGCAAAGUUUAAUAAUAACCUACAGCCAUAUCUUUAUCAAUAAAAUAAAGAACUAUAAUUAAUAAUAAUUCAGAUGAGUAUGAUUCUGAUUUUGAAGAGAGAGUAACAAUUCAGAAAGAACCAGUUACAAUAAAAUCUUGGAAGAAAGGGGUAUUUUUAGGAUAAGGAUCAUUUGGGGUAGUAUAUUAAGGAUUCGAAUUAUAAACAGGAAGAGUAUUUGCAAUAAAAUAGAUCGAAAUUCUUCUUGUUGACAAAGAGUCUUUAAACUCAUUUUAUUAGGAAAUUUAGAUAUUGAGUUAAUUAAAACAUCCAAAUAUUGUUGAAUAUUAUGGUUGUUCAAAUGAUGGUACUCAUUUAAGUAUAUUUCUUGAAUAUGCUGGAGGUAAUUAUUAAAGAAUAGAAUUUAGGGGGAUCAAUUGCAUAGAUAUUAAAAAAAUUUGGUAAAUUGACUGAAAGUGUGAUCCAAAAAUAUACAAGAGACAUUCUAUAAGGUUUAAUCUAUUUACAUCAGAAAAAAAUUAUACAUAGAGAUAUCAAAGGUGCUAAUAUUAUAGUAGACACUAGAGGAGGAUGUAAAUUAGCUGAUUUUGGUUGUAGUUUGAUAGGAUAAUAAUCUUAUUCAUUAAAAGGAACUCCAAAUUGGAUGGCUCCUGAAGUAUUAAAUCAAUAAGAAAUUGGAAGAUACUCUGAUAUAUGGAGUUUGGGAUGUGUAGUUUUAGAAAUGUUAACUGCUACACCUCCUUGGGGACAUUUUGAUAGUCCUUUAUAGGCUUUAUUCUAAAUCUCUUCAAAGAAAUGCACUCCUUUAAUACCUAGCAAUAUUUCUGACAAUUUAAAAGAUUUUCUUGAUUGUUGUUUAUAAUAUGAACCUAAAUAAAGAAAAAGAGCUAAAGAACUAUUAAAUCAUCCUUUCAUUAAUAUUAAAUCCCCUAAAAAAUCCUUACAGAACAUCAAGGUAUAAUUAACAUAAAUUGAAGAAUUUAAAGUAGUCCCUCAAUAAAAUGUUGCAGUUGCUUAACCUUAAAAGGAAGAUUAAAAUUCAAAUUUUUCUGACAUUUCUUCUUUAUAAAUUAUUGAUGAAAAUUAAUAUUUUGAAUGA